AGCUCCUCCCAUUACUCGAGACAAGCCUUGACGCCUCAGCACAUUUCAUACCAUCACUACUUUGUCGUUUGUUUCAUGCAAUCUUUUGUUAUUGAGAACAAACACAUCUCGUACAAUUGCUACUUUGUCGUUUGUGUCGCCCAAUCUUUGUUAUUGAGAACAAGUUUAUGUGAAAUAAAUACUUUAAUUCGCACCAGUUCCCAGUUAUGCCCACCGUAAAAAUAAUGGUCCUUCUUGUGUCAAUCGAUUGUUAAUCCUUGACAUUCAAUUUGCUGCUUUUACUUUCAUUUGAAUGUUUCAUAGUCAUGGUCAAAAAGUGUUACUCAUUCAAUUAUUUAAUGAUCCACCACUGUUUACCGCUCAGACUUCAAAUCGAGACAUUGAUGGAUUAUCAUACCUAAUUGGCCUCGAGCUGGAAUUGUGCAGUAUGAGUCAACAAAAAGUAACCAGGGAGGUUGAAUGGCUUGAGGCUGAUGUAACUAGGCUACCUUAGAAAUCACAAAUCAAGUCAAACAUGCCAUGAUAAUUAAAUCGUACAUCGUCUGCUUUCAGCGCAUAGAAAGUUGGGUAUUUAAGAUAACAAAAGUUGAAAGAGUUGGGCCAGGCAGCAGCUGAUGAAAAAUCCUCUCUUAAAGAAAAUAAAUUUGUAUGGUAUCUGUAAUCCUUAAGAACCUUCACAAGAUGGGCAGGUGUACUGUAUGUAAGACGUGUAACAUGAGAAGAUGCAUCAGUUGCGUGUCGCAUUUCACAGCACAUCCACUCAGUGCUGGUUACUAACAACAACCAUUGUCAGAGGUCAGACUCGUGUGAGCUUUUCUGCACUCCUCCUCCAAUAGUGUUUGCUUCUUCAGCUCCUUCGGUUGCCACAACACGCCAAGUUGUUGCUGAGCAACACCGCAAUAUAAAACGCCGUCCUGCUUUUGGACCGCACAACAUCCCCAAGCUCUCAUUUCAGGUGAACAAGAGACAUCUUCAAGAGUCAUGCGUGAAUGCAUCUCUGUCCACGUCGGCCAGGCUGGAGCCCAGAUCGGCAAUGCAUGCUGGGAGCUGUACUGUCUUGAGCAUGGAAUCCAGCCAGAUGGGCAAAUGCCCAGUGAUAAAACCAUCGGAGGAGGAGAUGACUCCUUCAACACCUUCUUCAGCGAGACUGGAGCUGGCAAACAUGUGCCCAGGGCAGUUUUUGUGGACUUGGAGCCCACAGUCAUUGAUGAAGUGCGCACAGGAACCUAUCGCCAGCUCUUUCAUCCUGAGCAGCUAAUCACGGGGAAGGAAGAUGCAGCCAACAACUACGCCCGUGGUCACUACACUAUUGGCAAAGAGAUCAUUGACCUGGUUCUGGACAGGGUUCGAAAACUGGCGGACCAAUGCACUGGCCUUCAAGGUUUUCUUAUCUUCCAUUCCUUCGGAGGAGGAACUGGUUCUGGGUUCACCUCUCUACUGAUGGAGCGUCUCUCAGUUGACUACGGCAAGAAAUCCAAACUGGAGUUUGCCAUUUACCCGGCUCCUCAGGUGUCAACUGCUGUGGUGGAGCCCUACAAUUCAAUUCUGACCACUCACACCACCCUGGAGCACUCGGAUUGCGCCUUCAUGGUGGAUAACGAGGCCAUCUACGAUAUCUGCCGCAGGAACCUCGAUAUUGAGCGUCCCACCUACACCAACCUCAAUAGGCUGAUUGGUCAGAUCGUAUCAUCCAUCACAGCUUCUCUGCGCUUCGAUGGCGCUCUCAAUGUGGACUUGACAGAGUUUCAGACCAACCUAGUACCGUACCCACGCAUCCACUUCCCCUUGGCAACGUACGCCCCCGUCAUCUCGGCAGAGAAGGCGUACCACGAGCAACUGUCCGUUGCAGAGAUCACCAACGCCUGUUUCGAGCCGGCCAAUCAGAUGGUGAAAUGUGAUCCACGCCACGGCAAGUACAUGGCGUGUUGUCUGCUUUACCGUGGCGACGUGGUGCCCAAAGAUGUCAACUCGGCCAUCGCCACCAUCAAAACAAAGCGCACCAUCCAGUUUGUGGAUUGGUGUCCCACCGGUUUUAAGGUGGGAAUCAACUACCAGCCCCCUACUGUGGUUCCUGGGGGAGAUCUGGCCAAGGUCCAGAGAGCCGUUUGCAUGCUUAGCAACACCACCGCCAUUGCCGAGGCCUGGGCCAGACUGGACCACAAGUUCGACCUGAUGUAUGCCAAGAGGGCCUUUGUGCACUGGUACGUUGGCGAAGGAAUGGAAGAGGGAGAGUUCUCCGAGGCUAGAGAGGACAUGGCCGCUCUGGAGAAGGAUUAUGAAGAGGUGGGCACGGACACCAUCGGGGAUGAAGAAGAGGAGGAAGGGGAAGAGUAUUGAAAAAGCAACACUGUUUCCCGAGUCAACGUUCUCAGGAUUCCGUUUCAUGUGACGCGAUUCUUUUUAUCCAUAUACUUUGUAUCUUGCACAAAGGGUGUCGAGAGUAAAUGUUCAACUGCUGUAAAAUGUGAAAUCAUGCCUAUUCUGCUCUUACCCUAUUGCAAGGUUUAAUAACAAGCUCACACCACAACUCCGGUGAACCAGCAAGUCUGUUGCUGGAUGACCCACAUAAGAAAAUUGUUAAAUAAAUUGGUUUGUUUUCAUCCUGCGCCCAUCUUUAUUCA
Molecule: messenger RNA, 2621 nt
Organism: Corythoichthys intestinalis (scribbled pipefish)
Lineage: Eukaryota; Metazoa; Chordata; Actinopteri; Syngnathiformes; Syngnathidae
Product: tubulin alpha-1A chain-like
Exons: 4
Coding region: 982-2337 (451 amino acids)
Biological process (GO): microtubule cytoskeleton organization; mitotic cell cycle
Cellular component (GO): microtubule; cytoplasm
Molecular function (GO): GTP binding; structural constituent of cytoskeleton
Source: RefSeq, a predicted model, not a curated record